This is a messenger RNA of Durusdinium trenchii, 1147 nucleotides long. NCBI's taxonomy places the organism in Eukaryota, Dinophyceae, Suessiales, Symbiodiniaceae. The record is from the annotation of a GenBank genome assembly.
GCAGCUUUGAACAGUUUAGUAUUGGGAGUAAACAGUUUAGUAUUCGUGAGAAAGCUAAGUAAGGCCAGGAGCUACUUGUAGCGUCAGGAGCUAUAGUAUUAUCUCCAGUUUCAUAGGAAGAAUUCAAAGUGAUCCUUUCUUUCGAGCCUCAGCAUGACACCUAGCCUUUUUUUGCGCUACAUUUCGGGGCCUUAAUUUUGAGUGACUGUUCAUUGAUCGAAUUGUAGGUGGAGGGCUCAAGGGAUUGUCGACAACCGAGCUGAUUCAUGCAAAAAAAGAAAAAAGACAAAAGACAAUAGUAGCUUUAUCGUUCCUAGUAGUAAGGCCGGAAGCCCCUAGUAGCGUCCUUGCUCCGUUCGUAGCGAUGCUGUUUGCUCCGUUCGUAGCGAUUAAUGCCACUACCAUAUUGCUCGAGGUGCCAACCACUGGGCGAACAUGGACUGGUCCGGCAGGUGGUGUUUGGGUGGAGCCCAAGCCUGAGCCUAGUUUGAGAGAAGGCCAAGGCGCACGAAGCAGUUGAGAGCAGGUUUCAUCAAGUUUGAAGAGCAUACAACCUACUAGCGAUGGCCUCCAACCUAAUAGGAAUGGCCUUAUGCACGAUUGUCCACACAUGCAUUGUCAGGCUUGCCCAGGGCAAGCCUGGUUGGCUCUUGGUCGAAGGCCCUGGUUUCAACCAACCUGGCCCACUCUUAGAGGAAGUGCGGGCAAGCGAUGAGGAACCCAUCGUCCUCUAUGCUUUGUCUCCCAUCGAUGACAGUAAAUUUUGCGAAAUUUGCCUGAAGCCUUCUCAAACCGUGAAGCAUGCCAAGCAUUGGCUUGCCUUGCGCAUGCCUGGUUUGAAGGUGGAGAACAUCAUCGUGGCAAAGGAAAAACCCAGCGAGAAGACACAUGGCCAGGGCCUUCGCAACUUCCCAGCCAAUUGGAUUCUGGAAGACGAGGUUCGCUUGCGAGACACCCCGUUCCGGGACGGCGAUGAACUGGUGUUUUUCUACAUGGGUGACGCUGCCCAAGAUGUGGCUGCCGCAGCUGCGGAAGAAGAGCGCAGCCGCAGUUAGCAGCAUUAGCAGCGGAGCAUGCUGAGCCAAGCGAAGAGUGAAGACGAAGAACCGUGAAGAGAUGUGAAGAGCGAGACUCGAACCGAUGCGAG